Messenger RNA from Dreissena polymorpha, 2329 nucleotides. RefSeq lists its product as uncharacterized. The transcript is spliced from 10 exons. Bases 30 to 1790 code for a protein of 586 amino acids. NCBI's taxonomy places the organism in Eukaryota, Metazoa, Mollusca, Bivalvia, Myida, Dreissenidae. The record is from RefSeq and is a predicted model, not a curated record.
UGUUCUUCACAAAACUGAGCAGUUAUAACAUGAGCUGGCAAGGACUUCUUGGAUUUUUGAUACUGUUUAAUCAGUCGAUCAGAUCUGAACAAUUUAUUCUAAGCAAUGACUCAACCCACUGGCCUUUAUCAUCUUGCGAUCUUGCGGAACCAAGGCUAGUGUACAAGAAUGCACAAUUUGAGGUGGCUGAAGACAUUGAUGUUAUAUCAAACAAUUCGGAGGCUUGGAUAGGAUACAUGUCAGUGAAAAUUCCAUAUUUAUUUCACGGUUGUGCACAAGUGCAAAACACGGCACAAAAAACGUACAGCGUAACAAGGAUUGGCUUCUGCCAGACUCUGUGUGGACAUAACAGUCCCUUUGGAAUAAAGGCGCCCAAUGGCUUAGAUAUCUUAUCCUCUGCAUCGCCAAUGGGCUGUAUUUGUUUCAAUACAUCUGUACCUGAACUCCCACUUGAACAUUUCGACAACGACCAAAAUAAUCUUUGUGAAAAAGACUGGUAUGCCAUCUUUGCUCAAAUAAGUGUAAACGAUUCAAGGUUAAUCAGUGGUACGUUAAACACUGGUGAUUGCCUUACGUUUACGAACAGGGGCUUCCAGUGGAACUCAUGUAAAAGCGAAAAAGAUCUAAAAAUAAUAUGUAGCAACAAGCCUCCAGCAGAUCCUUCAGCAAGAGCAUCCAUAUCAGCGAAACAUAGUAGCACUUGGAUUCAAGGAAAUUCAAUAUGUUUAAAGGAACAAGUGUAUCCAGCUUCCAUCUCAAGUAUUCUCUUAUCUGGGCUUAAUGCAGGUCAACAGCGGGAACAUUGGACGGGGAUACUUAAAGGAGCUACAUUGCUUAAUAAGGCAGAACUUUCCCGGUUUGGACCAACACAAUAUUCGGAUGAGGAAUACGCUUUCUUACAAGGAAGUAAUAAGAACAUCAAUUUCGCAAACACUGGAACAAAACAGGCCUUGUGUUGCAAAGAAUUAAAACGAGCAUCGUGCAUGCCUACUACAACCAAAAUACCAAGUCAUACCCAUUAUACUGAAGAAGAAGCGACAACAACUAAAUCCAAAGAAAAGUCUGAAGCUUUAGGAACAGGCAUCGGUGUAUUGGUUGGGGUAUUGGUUGUAGUAGGGAUAGGUUUUGCAGUAGUCAUGCUUCAAAGACGAGGAAUUAUUUCCUACGGUGCGAAAAAUAAACCACGCGAUAGGACGGAUGAUCAGCAUGGCGACAUGUUGCCAAAUGCAGCGUCAAACACAGCAGGAAUCGAUAAAUCUGUGGCUAACCAUAAAUACUUUGUACUUGAAAAACAAACCGAGUCAGUGAUUGAACAAAUCAAUCAUUUCAACAGAUCAGAGGAUCUUGAGAAAGACAUUAUUGAUGAGAAUAUUUACCAUUCUAUUGAUGAACCGGCGGCGGAACUGCGUGUAAACGUCAAAGUCGACUGUGGUGAUUAUGAUUACACAACUGACGGAGCAGCAACAUCUCGUGGUAUAACCCAUGAAAAUGUUUACAAUAAACUAAAGAUUGGCCGCCAGGAUAACUAUGAACAUGUUCAGGGAUCAUUUCAGAUUAAGGGCAUCACGACACACAACGAUUACGAUACGACUGCAACUCCUAAAGCGAUACAUCCCCAUGGAAACGACGACUAUGACCAUGUGGGUGGCAUGGGGAAUGCUCCUGCAUUCUCACCAAGCGAUGACGACAAUAGCUCAGCAGUAAAAAUCGCGGCGAAUGCAAGAGGCUCUGCCGCAGGAAUAGAAAAGCCUGACGACAGUCAUGGCCAAAAUCGGUUCGUCAAAGUUUAAGAAGCCAACGACAACAGAGAUAUGUUGGUCUCGUAAUAAUCAAUACACGAACAUGGGUUCUUCAUGAUACUGCAGUAGUUAUUAACACGUACAUUUUAACGGAUUGUUGAUGUAUGAUAUAACCUAAGUACUCUUACAAUUAAUAUGUUAUCAUGUUUGUAAAAACGGACAGAUUUACGCAUAAGUCAAUUCUGUUCCCAGUAAAUAAAAUCAUACAAACACACCGACGAAUUUGACAGACGUUCAAACAUUUGGACUCUAACUUACUCUAGAAACAUAUUUGAUUUUCUAAUGUGUUGGUUACUUAUAUUUUUUACAAAUAUACGGCUAGAUUUUACAUGCAUGAUAUCAUGUAAAAUCGCAAUUUAGAGCAAACACACACUUGUCAAACAAUUACCAGUAUUACGGGGUUAUACGGUUAUUGGAAUAGAUUGGCCGUUUGCUGAAGUAAGUGUGAGUUUGUUAUAUGUUUAUUGUAUUUGAACAGUCAUUGUUCAAACACAAUGCAAUUUACUUUAUGAAUACAAUUAUACAUUACA